Molecule: messenger RNA, 180 nt
Organism: Heterobasidion irregulare TC 32-1
Lineage: Eukaryota; Fungi; Basidiomycota; Agaricomycetes; Russulales; Bondarzewiaceae
Exons: 1
Source: RefSeq, a predicted model, not a curated record
CGGAAUGCAUGGUACGCCUACCUUCCGAAUCUAUGUCGACGACUGACAUCUACUUUUUAUCAUUCGUCCGAGAUCCAGUUGUCAUCGACCGUACCUAAUUGCAACCUACGCUGGGCUUCUCUUCGAAAUCUGGCUACCGCUGUCUCAAUCCUUCUCAACAAGUCUGUAUCUCGCCUUUGA